GGCAUUUUAAUUCACUCGGUUCUGUCAAAGUUUUGUUGUAGCCUACCUAUGGCUAUAAAUAGAUAGACAGUUGUAGACGAGGGAUUAUGGGGGUUGAUUCUUAUAAUCAGUUCGUUACAUCACCAGAUUUCAGUUAAUGAAAGUCUGUCAAAUUUAGACCGCGCGAGAUGCUUUGAUUAAUUAGUUGGGAAAGAUAUAUCCACCAUCCUGUCCUGGGGUUUACCCAAAACGCUCAACAUCUUUCAUUACCGUAGCCAAAACAAACACGUGUCAUUAUUAUGUCCGUUACUCUUCUUUCUUUUAAUUUAUGAUUUAAAUUCCCUAAACCUUGUAGCCACGGUGGCUAAGUUUUUAAAAGUUAAGACGCUGUCAGUGGUGCAGGACAGAGGGCCUGGCAAGGACAGUUGUCUAAUCGUCCGGAUCGGCCGAUGAAAAGCUGAGGUCCCGUGUAUCUAUUGGCGAGCAAGUAAAAGAUCCCUUGGCAGUUUGAAUUCAAUAUAAGAGUAGGUCAUAGUGCCGCAGCCCGGGCAAAAUUUCCCGCAUAGCACACUGUAUACUGUAUGGUGUAUGCUCGUCUUCAUUAGCCCAGUUAGAGCAGAAGGAUGUUAAACCCCAUUUCAUUUCCCUUAACUUUACUCUGCCCCCUCCCCACAAAACCAAACCCGUAAAUAAAUGAAAGAUAGAAUCUGAGUGAUUAUGUUAGACAAGUAUUUCUCUCUGCAUUGACUUCAAUGUUAAAGCCAUGAAGUAGGGUUGGUUUAGAUAAAUUUGCUAUGGUAUAUAGGGCAACGGUUAUGAUCUCGAAGAUAUGAUCAUCAAACACUCUAGGUCACACGUUUCCCAGGACUUGUGCAGCUGACAACUACAUUAACUCCACCCCUUUUUCAAACCCGAAUCCAUCCCCUAAAACAUUUUUUUGAACACUGUGUUGAUUUUACUCUUUAUACUUACAAAAAUCCCAAAAUAAAAAAAAGAAUAUGAUAAAAUGCAGGUUGUUUUGGGUAAUUGAAGUAGUUUUGGGUAAAUCUAUGGACCCCUGCUAUUUCUAAAGGGUUUUUAUUUCAGAGUAUUCCAGAUAGUUAACAAGUGAGAAAUCGAAACAUUAAUACCUUGAGGUGUGGUCUUAUAAAGAACAUUAAAUUACAUAAAACAGGAUGUAUUAAUUAAAUCACAAUAUUUUAGAACAAUUAUUUGUGAAUUAAAACUUUUAAAAACUACAGUAUUUAAAACUGAAAGGUCCACAAAUUAUUAUAGAUAUGACAUAGGUAUUUUGAUGACUAGAAAGGGACUGACUGUUCUAGACAAAAUCAUGGCACAAUCGAAAUAUUUUACACGGGCAUGUUUGAGAAAUGUUUACAAACCAGCGGUGACUCUCAAGGCACCAAAGCUCUUGAAAAGUAAAACAGACAAUAAUUUGACAAAAAGUGAAUCGGCCAUGUUCGAAAAACAAAAUAAUACAUCGAAGCAACCCAACACCGAUUCUAAAAAAGAUAUCAAUAUUUCUUCAAAAAGAAAACAUAUGGAAAUCGAAUAUGAGAGUUCAGACAUUAGGAAAAUAAAAUCAGAACCUUUGGAACCAACAGAUAUUCAAGACUCUGUAUUUCAAGAACAAAGCUUGAAAGGGAAAGUGGAAGCAGACAUUAUUUUGAAACAGGAAUAUGUUGAGGGUGAAGACAGGGCAUUAGACACAGUAUUGGAGGAGAUGGAUCAAAAUGAAGAUGGCAAGAAGUUGAAAUGGCAACCAGUAAAAUGGAGAGAAAUGUUGAAUAAUAUUCGUGAAAUGAGAAAAAAUCGUGAUGCUCCAGUCGAUACGAUGGGUUGUGAUGUGAUUAGUGAUCAUAAGGCAGAACCAAAGGAGUUCCGUUACCAAGUUUUGCUUUCAUUAAUGUUAUCAAGUCAAACCCGAGAUCAAGUGACGUCUGCAGCAAUGGCUAGACUACGACAACAUGGCUGUAACGUAGAAAAUAUUCUUAAAACAUCCGACGAAAAACUGGGAGAACUGAUUUACCCAGUUGGAUUUUGGAAGAAAAAGAUUGUUUUUAUCAAAAAGACUUCUGAGAUUUUAAAAGAGAAAUACAAAGGUGAUAUUCCUGAUUCUGUGAAGCUUCUGUGUGAAUUACCUGGUGUUGGACCAAAAAUGGCACAUUUGGUGAUGAACUGUGCAUGGAAUACCUUAACUGGUAUUGGUGUAGAUACGCACGUUCAUAGGAUAUCCAAUCGUAUUCAGUGGGUUCGAAAACCGACCAAUCAACCAGAAGAUACUAGAAAGGCCUUAGAAGAUUGGUUACCAAGGGAGAAUUGGCAGGAAGUGAAUCAUUUGUUGGUUGGAUUUGGUCAGAUGAUCUGUUUACCAGUUACUCCAAGAUGUGCCGAGUGUUUGAAUCAGUUCAUUUGUCCGAACGCUUUUAAAAAAUCUCCCAAAAAAUCAACUAAAAAUGUGAAAAUCAAGAAAGAAGAAUCUCCUGACGGAACUAUUAAAAAGGAACCUAGUAACCAGACCUAAAUUAAUAAAGUGCUUAGAAUCUUCAAA
Molecule: messenger RNA, 2530 nt
Organism: Patella vulgata (common limpet)
Lineage: Eukaryota; Metazoa; Mollusca; Gastropoda; Patellidae
Product: endonuclease III-like protein 1
Exons: 4
Coding region: 1274-2503 (409 amino acids)
Biological process (GO): base-excision repair; nucleotide-excision repair; base-excision repair, AP site formation
Cellular component (GO): nucleus
Molecular function (GO): oxidized pyrimidine nucleobase lesion DNA N-glycosylase activity; DNA binding; DNA-(apurinic or apyrimidinic site) endonuclease activity
Source: RefSeq, a predicted model, not a curated record